AUGCCUCGCGUCGUGUCUUGUGGGCCCUUACAGUUGGCAUUUUACACUGUUAUACGCUUGGCUUUACUCCUGGCUCUAUUGACGGGAUCCACCGCGCGUAAAGUCUCCAAAGAACAACAGACACAUUUUACACCGUAUGGAGAACCAUGUGAAGGUGAUAAAUGCCAUUUCGACGCUGAUCCAGUGGGUCAAAAUCUGGGAAGCUUCUGUGUCACUAAUGGCAGCAGGGGUGGACAUCCAGUUCAACUAGUACGGCCCGCUGAGAACCAUCUCGGGCUAGAACUUGUUGAAGAGGGGUUGCGUGUACUGAGCUCCCUACCAAAACCACUUGCGAUUGUUGCAGCAAUAGGAAGCAUCAAAACUGGAAAGAGCUCGUUGAUGAAUGUGAUAAACGAACAUGUACUUUGUAGCGAAGGUGACAAAUUACAGGGUUUCGAUAUCAGUGACACGGUCAAUCCAACGACACAAGGAAUAUGGUUGUGGUCAGAACCUAUUGAGCUUGAUUGUAACGCCUUGAAAGAACAAUUGAAAGAAGAUGGGCGUAUACCAAAUAUCUUCGACCAUCUGGUCACCAUGGUUACUUCAGUUAUUGGUGAGACGGUAAGAGCAACUGUAACGGCAAAAACGAGACUCGAUAUUUCAAAAUGCGAAUUUGACAAGGUCAAUAUCGUAUUCAUGGAUGUGGAGGGAUUUAAUGCGAUAGAUGGGUUUCAAAGGUAUGACGAGGCACUUUUCACGAUCGCGGCCGCUAUGAGCAGCGAACUCGUAUACCUCACCCACAAAGUAAUGGACGCAAGGGAUAUUCUGGAUUUACAACAUAUGUUGCAAACAUCGACCUCAAUGUUGGUUAACAUGUAUCGGUCGCUCUCAAACGUACCUCAUGUAGUUAAGCAAGAGGAUAGUAACGCUCAGGGACACAAAGGAGUAUCAGUGUCACAGCAAACUGAGAUGUCAGAAUUAGGAAAUAAUAAUUCUUGUGAUGCGAAUAAAUGUCAAAAGUCGACAUCGGAUGGCGAAAUAUUCGCAGAUAUGCUACUCGAAAUACAGAGGAACACAACGCUAACCUUGUCAGUACAAGGGUUCGACCUGAAACUACAGCAGUCAGCACUGGAUUAUAUCAAUGGAAUAGUAAAUAAGAAGCGAUUUGACAUGGAUUACAGUGAUCAAAAGUCAUUUUUUGAUUAUCUGGAACAAACACGAGUAUCCUUGUUGAAUCUUUUCAAACGUGAAAAAGGAAAAGGUAAAGAACCACUGGAACAAAUAGUAAGUGACAUUAUAGCAAGAUUGACGUCACGAUAUAAAUCUAACUUACCACAUCUUUUGGGUUCAAUAGAUGUAUUACUAACAUCAGCACCCUCGGCUAGGCGUGUAAUACUUAACAAAUCGGAGCUCUUCCGAGGGUAUCUACAGCAUGUUUUGAACUACAAGAUGCGGUUGUUUAAACGCAGUGCUUUGCAACCAAAGAAGCGAAUUUCACCGGUGUCAAAUGGUGUGACAUUGAUGACGGGAGAAGACCUCGUCAACGUAAUAACACACCUUGUCAAGGCUCUAAACGAGGCCAUGAAAAAUGGGUCGUUGGAUUCUCAGGGGGACUUUAGAUUAACAAGAGCAAAUCUUAUCAAACAAGAUCUCGUAGAUCUUUACUCUGCUGAACUGUUGAAGUUCAUUCACAAAAUGCCUAUACCACUAGAGGGCGACUUGGAAAAAUUCAACCAGCUGGCUGAAACCAGAUACCUCCAUCUCAUGGCAUUGUAUGCGCAAUAUGAUCUGAGCCCUCUGCAAUUCUCGGAAGUCAAUACAGAUUUCAAGAGCCGCUUACACGAAAUACGGGAACGUUUAGGGCAGAAGCUGCAUGAUAUUACGCUGCAGUAUUGCCGGUCAAAGAUGCCACAAGUCAAGAAUCUCAUACGAGAGCGUAUUGAAGGAUUGAAGCUACCAGUACUACCUGCUGUAAUAGGCGAAUUCGAAAACAACAAACAACAGCUAGUACGCUUGUACCUCAUGGCCGUUGACGACAAUGAAGUCAAGUACUCCACCAGUGCUGCGUGCAAAGAAACGUCAUUGGAAAUUGUGGAGUUUGUGGAGAGCGAGAUACGUGACCUUUCAGCAGAAAAUGAAAGUGAAAUCAAUAUGUUAUUCCAAGAGGCCACUAGGCGUGCUGUAGAGUCUUUCAUCGCUAACGCUGACCGUAAUGCUCUUGAAAAGUACAAAGUAAAUUAUGAAGAUUUCACAAAAUCACUGCAAUCGUGGUCUGACACUGCAUAUGAAGUUUACUACAAGGCGGUGGGUGAAUUUAAGCAAAUACAGAAAUUUAAUAAGGCCUCCUUGUCAUUCUUGCGGCAACAAUUUUCCAUGCUUGAAAAGGAGUCUCGAGACCAUUGGAACGAUGUAUGUAGGGAUUCCGUAUUGCACGUAUCACAAGAAUUCCAAAAAACGUUCGACGUGCAGUUACAACAGCUCCUGCCAUACAGGCCCGUGCCUAAGCCAGUGUUGAAAGUAGCCAUCGAGUACCUCCGUUUCCGAAAGUGGAGGGAGAUGAGCAAUCUCCAUUGUGGUACCUCUCAAACAGUCCGCAAUACACAGCAGUUAUUCGACCGUAUGGUUCACGAACUAGGUCAUAAAGCACUUGCGGACAACGAUGAGGCUAUUUUCAGGCAUUUCGACAAAGAGUUCAAGGCCAUGUAUCAGGAAGCUCUGGACCGCGUAGACCAGGUUUACCAUUUCUAUCAACUGAAAAAGCAUCUACAUUGGUACGCUAAGUGGCAUGUGUUUGCACAUGUAAAGAUUUUUGAACAAUUGUUGAGGCCUAAAAGGGUCCUGGAAGAAUUGCAGAAAAACAUCGAUGCUGAAAUUGUCAAAGCUAUGCCAAACGAUGUCGAGCGCCAAACAAUGCUAGAAAUAUUGCACUUCAGCAAUUCGAAGUCUCUUAAGGCUUUAGGUUUGGAUGGCGGUGCGCUGAUGGAUGCUAUCAUAGAGCAGUGGUUACGAGAAAGGCUUUAUCCUCGUAUACGCGGUCGCAUAAUGCUGCGUAUGCCUAAACUUUCAACAUUCUUUGCCAUUGUGGGAGUGGUUGUGUCCUCGUCACUCCUCUUAAGGGUGAGACACGCACGUAUGGUGUGUUUUUUAUGCUUAGUUAACGCCCUAGCGCUCGUUUAUAUCCUAGGUAUGCGCAGGGUCCUCCUUAUAAUUGGAAUAUCCAUACAGUAUUGUCUAAAUUGGCUUAUGAAGUUGUUUGCUUAUUUGGGAACAGCCUGGAGUAUGGCAAUCGUAUCAUCUCUUGUUGCCAUUGCUUUGCUGUGGUCACAUUCAAUGCCCAGUUUCCGGACAUCGAAAAGACAACGGCGAGCAAGGUAUAUCGUUUUAAAGCAAAACAAAUAA
Molecule: messenger RNA, 3378 nt
Organism: Babesia sp. Xinjiang
Lineage: Eukaryota; Apicomplexa; Aconoidasida; Piroplasmida; Babesiidae
Exons: 1
Coding region: 1-3378 (1125 amino acids)
Molecular function (GO): GTP binding; GTPase activity
Source: RefSeq, a predicted model, not a curated record